Trichoderma aggressivum f. europaeum is the source of this 687-nucleotide messenger RNA. Its product is annotated as CAZyme family GH25. The record is from RefSeq and is a predicted model, not a curated record. Gene Ontology annotation, biological process: cell wall macromolecule catabolic process; carbohydrate catabolic process; peptidoglycan catabolic process. Lineage: Eukaryota; Fungi; Ascomycota; Sordariomycetes; Hypocreales; Hypocreaceae. The coding region runs from base 1 to 687 and encodes 228 amino acids. The transcript is spliced from 2 exons. Gene Ontology annotation, molecular function: lysozyme activity.
AUGAAGUCCCUUGCGUCCAUUGCCAUCGGGGCAGCGGCUCUUGCCUCUGUUGCCAGUGCAUCCGUAAAAGGAUUCGACAUUUCUCAUUAUCAACCCAAUGUCGACUUUGCCAAGGCCUAUUCGGAUGGUGCACGCUUUGUCAUUAUCAAGGCUACUGAGGGGACCACUUAUACCGAUCCCAGUUUUAGUGAUCAUUAUACCAAGGCCACCAGUGCCGGCUUCAUCCGUGGUGGCUACCACUUUGCGCAACCUGCGUCUUCCUCCGGCGCUGCCCAAGCCAAUUAUUUCAUCGCACAUGGAGGAGGUUGGUCAUCUGAUGGCAUCACUCUGCCUGGAAUGCUGGAUCUCGAGUAUGCUCCCAGCGGGGACAGCUGCUACGGGUUGAGCGCCAGUGCCAUGGUCAGCUGGAUUAAUGACUUUAUCAACACUUAUCACGCCGCUACUUCCCAGUAUCCUCUCAUCUACACUUCUACAAGCUGGUGGCAACUGUGUACAGGAAACAAUGGCUCCUUCGGCAGCAAAUCUCCUCUUGUGGUUGCGCGAUAUGCCAGCUCCGUAGGCACGCUGCCGAAUGGCUGGAGCUAUUAUACUAUUUGGCAAAACAAUGACGCGGCUCCCUGGGGCGGUGAUUCUGAUGUUUUCAAUGGAGAUUUAGCGCAGCUUCAGAAGAUUGCCCGUGGAAGCUAG